AUGGAGAAACUUCAGAUACUGUUGGCCUUCGUCGUCUCACUCGGAGCAGCUUCAGGAGCUUCUCUGGGUGUGGUGCAGACAGAAGGAGGAAGUGUUCAGGGACAAAAUGUAGCAAUCAGUGCUUCCCGCUCUGUGGAUGUUUUCAAAGGAAUUCCCUUUGCAGCCCAACCUGGAGUCUUUGAGAAACCCCAACGUCACCCCGGCUGGGAAGGUACUUUAAAGGCGACAAAGUUUGGCCCGAGAUGUAUGCAGAUCGACAUCUUUCAGACUGGCACGUUUGGUAGUGAGGACUGCCUCUACCUCAACAUCUGGGUUCCUCAGGGGCAACAGGUGUCGUCCAACCUUCCGGUCAUGAUCUGGUUCUUUGGAGGAGGCUUCCUGGUCGGAGGCUCCAUGGGACCAAACCUGUUCGACAACUACAUGUACAGCGGGCAGGAACUGGCAGAAAUGGGUGACGUUAUCGUGGUGUCGGUGGGAUACCGUGUGGGAGUCUUGGGCUUCCUCAGUACAGGGGAUUCCGGCGUACCCGGAAAUUAUGGUCUGUGGGAUCAGCAUGCAGCCAUCGCCUGGGUGCACAGGAACAUCGGCUCGUUUGGAGGAGACCCUGAAAACAUCACCAUCUUCGGAGAGUCUGCAGGUGGAGCCAGUGUUAGCUUCCAGACACUCACUCCGUACAACAAAGGCCUGGUCAGGAGAGCCAUCGCCCAGAGCGGGGUGGCCCUGUGUCCCUGGGCUCUCAUCACAAACCCUCGCACUCAUGCCCAGGAGGUUGCUGUGAAAGUGGGCUGCCCUACUGAUGACCGCAUGGCGGCCUGUCUGAGGUCCACUGAUCCCAAAAUUCUGACCAUGGCUGGUCCCCACCUCCGACCAGGCACCCCAGAAACACCCACCACGAGCUACAUGUAUAUGUCCCCCGUUGUUGAUGGAGACUUCAUCCCUGAUCAUCCUGGCAACUUGUUCCACAACGCGGCCGACAUUGAUUACCUCUCUGGUGUCAAUAACAUGGACGGACACAUGUUCACUUCCCUGGACCUCCCUUUCUUUAGCGACAAGACCAAAGAGAGCAGCGUUGAGGAUCUCAGGACGCUCCUUGCUACUUUUACAAAGGACAAGGGAAAAGAAGGAAUGGAGGUCGUCUUUGCUGACUAUUCCGCCAACUGGGAAGCUACCCCUAGCCAGGAGAGCAUCAAGAGGACCGCCGUGGAGAUUGAGACUGACUAUGCCUUCUUGAUUCCUGCACAGUCAACACUUUUCCUGCAUAAAGACAAUGCUAGGACUGGCAGGACUUAUUCCUACGUUCUGAGUGAGCAAAAUUCAUUGGCUGGACCCAACAAUCUGUACCACGAGUGGGUGGGAGCCGACCACGCGGACGACCUCCAGUAUUUGUUCGGGAAACCCUUCUUUAAUCCCGGAGCGUACGGCGACCGACACAGAAAUCUGUCCAGCUACUUCAUUGCCUACUGGGCCAACUUUGCUCGAACCGGAGACCCCAACAAAGGAAACCUGCCGGUGCCUGUGUUUUGGCCUGAAUUCACCUAUAACGGACAGGAGUACAUGAAUCUCAACUCUCAGAUGAGCGAAAACUCCGUCGGACAUUAUAUGAGGCUGCGCUACGUUCAUCUUUGGACGAAAACCCUUCAGAGUAUGCCGUCGUACGUGGCGGAUGACCAGUGAUGCAUUUCAAACAUGAGUUAGAAACCAUUAAAGAAUAAAAGUAU
This is a messenger RNA of Salarias fasciatus (jewelled blenny), 1718 nucleotides long. Its product is annotated as bile salt-activated lipase-like. NCBI's taxonomy places the organism in Eukaryota, Metazoa, Chordata, Actinopteri, Blenniiformes, Blenniidae. The record is from RefSeq and is a predicted model, not a curated record. The coding region runs from base 1 to 1674 and encodes 557 amino acids. The transcript is spliced from 11 exons.